Molecule: messenger RNA, 177 nt
Organism: Bathycoccus prasinos
Lineage: Eukaryota; Viridiplantae; Chlorophyta; Mamiellophyceae; Mamiellales; Bathycoccaceae
Exons: 2
Coding region: 1-177 (58 amino acids)
Biological process (GO): protein targeting; post-translational protein targeting to membrane, translocation
Cellular component (GO): Ssh1 translocon complex; membrane
Molecular function (GO): transmembrane protein transporter activity
Source: RefSeq, a predicted model, not a curated record
AUGGAAGUCGCGGACAUCGCCAUCGCCCCACUGAAAGAGUUCAUGAAAGACUCCGUGCGAUUAGUGAAAAAGUGCACGAAACCAGACCGACGAGAGUUCACGCUCAUCGCGAGCAAGACGGCUUUUGGGUUUAUCAUGUUUGGGUUCGUCGGGUUCUUCGUGAAGCUCGUCUUGUGA